CGCCAUUUGCAUAGAGUCACUUCUGGGGUGAUUGUAGAAUAUCCUAAAAAUGUACAUUCAAGAAAGAAGAUGCUGAAGAAGACGUGUUUAUAACUUUGGAGAUACAGACGAGCUGACUUCUUGAAAUAUCAACAAUCUCAUGGUCUUGUUCACUCAAAUUUAGAUUUAAAAGAUGUCUGUGAUUAUUCGACUUCAAGGCCUGCCAUGGUCAGCCAGUGCAUUAGAUAUUCGCAACUUCUUCCAAGGCUUACAGGUACCGCCGGGAGGGGUUCACAUCAUUGGAGGUGAGAAGGGAGAUGCCUUCAUUGCAUUCAGCACUGACGAAGAUGCAAGACAAGCCAUGAUGAAGACAUUUCAAAGCCUGAAUGGAUCGCCUGUACAGCUCUUGUUGAGUAGUAAAACAGAGAUGCAAAACGUCAUAGAGGCAGCUAGAACAGGGCAGUCUGUAGAUCAACCAGCAGAACCAUCCAUUAAGCCCCUCCCAGUUGAGCCAACAAGACAAUAUGAUGAUCCAUACACCAGGGGCCUGUCCUCUAAUGAUAACCGGGGUGGUGUGCGAGAUGAGUAUCCUAAGUAUGGUGGCCCAGAUGCUCAACAAGGAAUGUAUGGAAACGAACAAGGUUAUAAAGAUAACUAUCAGAAUCGUCCUUCUCAAGAUGCCUGGGGUCAAGGGGGACAAGCUAGAUACCCUGAAGGUGGCUACCCACCCCCCGACAAUAGAGCUCCAUAUGGAGCUGGGGGUAGGGAUUCACCAAGAGAUGGGCCACCCAGGGAUGCCUUUCAGAGGGAUACGUUUCAGAGGGAUGCCUUUCAGAGGGAUGCGCCACCAUUUGGAGCAAGAAACCAAGGCAUGCCCAAUGACAGAUAUCAAGAUCCUUUCAUGCAAAACCAGCUUCCUGAUCAGCAAUAUGUAGCCCCGUUUAAUGGGCCACCGGUUUUAGAGCAAGCACCUAUUAGGGCCAACCAAGAAACUCCUUUUACCGUGAAUGAACCAACACCUCCUAUGGACAGAAAACCAGAUUUUCGCAGACCUGAUCACCGAGAUUUCAGGCGGGGUCCAGAAGGGAGAGAGGGGAGGGAAGGAAGAGAUGGAAGGGACGGAAGGGACGGAAGGGAAGAUCGGGAUGGACGAGGUAGUAGAGAAGGCAGAGAUAGGGAGAGUCGGGAGGGAAGAGAUGGGCGUGACAGAAGAGACAGGUCAGACCGAGACAGAUCUGAUCGAGACCGAUCAGACAGAGAUAGAAGUAGGUCAGACAGGUCUGAUAGAAAUGAUCGUUCAGAAAGAUCAGAACGUUCUGAUAGGUCAGACAGAUCUGAUCGAUCUGAUAGGAGACAAGACAGAGACCGAGACAGAAGGGAUCAUUCAGAAUCAAGACGCGAUUCAAGAGAACCAAGAGAGAGAUCUGAAAAGUCAGGUUUUGAUCAAAGAAGUUCUCCAAUGUCAAGAGGAUCUGCAAGGCAGCCUGAUGAUGUAAGAAUUCCAUCUGGAAGGCCUGCGCAAGACCAGUUUGUAAAACCAGAGGGACCUUUUGAUGGGAAUGCUCCGCCAUUUACUCAGCCACCUGAUUCAUUCCCUCCAAAUGAACCAAGACAGUUCCCUCUACGAGAAAGGGGAAUGGACAGACCUAGAGAGAGAUUUGAGCCAGAUAUGUCAAAACCAUCCCGAUUUGGAAUGGAAGAAAGACGUCCACCCACAAGGUUUGAUGAAAAAUCAGAUCCUGAUUUUAGACCUGACCAUCGAGGACCUCCCGAUGGUCCAAGAGGAGGUCAUCCACCUAUGUUCCGAGAUCAAGGAAAUGGCUUUGACAGGAAUAACAGGGCACCAGAUCCUGAUUUCCGUGGUGGCCCACCCAUUGAUCAAGGAUUUCCACAAAGACCACCACAACCAAUGCUACCACAGGGGAGAGGCAGACCGAUUGAAGGGGGACCACCAGGAAUGAGAUCAGCUAGCUUCCAUGAUGAUGGUUACCAAAGAGGACCAGGUGAAUACCCAAAAUACCCACCUGAAGAAGAAAACAUGAAUGCUCCUUGGGAAAUGGAAGCAAGAUUCCCACCAAACAAUGGUCCAGGUGGUCCUCCAGUGAGAUCUGUACUUCAAGAUUUCCCUGAGAAACGAUCUGUAAACGGUGGACAGAAAGGACUUCUUGGCGAUGCUCCUGCAAUGUUUACUCCAAGAUUACAAUUGGAUAGACCUGAUAUGGGGAUGGAACAUGAUGUCAGAGAUAUGAACCAGAGGCCUUUUAUGCCUGAUAGGUCAGGCCCUGGUCAAUUCCGAGACCAGUUUGGGAGACACGGUGAUCACCAAGACUUCAGAAAUAAUGACGACUUUGAGGGGCGAACCAAGUUUAGAGGUAGAGAUAUGCCUCCAAGACUGAACAGAGAUUCUCAGGAGCGAGGUCCUCUUCGUCCAUUUAUGCCUGAUAAUGAACGCCGUCGACCUGAUUGGAUUCCUGAUGGAGGUCAUGAUGGCAGAUGGCCAGAUGAUGGCUCCUCAAGAGGCCCACCUGGCAGGCCAAUGGAGCGAGACAUGCAUGAUCACAAGGAAGGAUACGAGCCCAGGGGACCUUUUCCACCGAGGGAAAGACCUGUAAUGGAUGAUCAGAACAGGAAGAGACCAAGACAGCCAGACACAGGGAAUGUCUAUAUCCAUAUCAAGAAUUUGCCAUACACUGUUUCUUACAGUAGUGUGCGACGAUUUUUUGCUGGUUGUGAAAUUCCAUUUGAUGGUCUGAAACUGAUCAAUAACGACCAGGGCAAAAGAAAUGGGACUGCCUAUGUUAGAUUUACGAAUGAGGAUUCAAGCUUUAGUGCCCUUAAACGAAAUGGAAUGGACAUGAAUGGAAGGACAAUAAUUGUGCACCGAUGUUCUGUUGCAGAGUUUGAAAAGGCUAUUGAUUCAUUUGUACCAGAUGAGGACGAGGAUGAAACGGAACCAUCAAAACGACCAAGGUCUGAUGAACCUGAGGGACCACCUGGUUCUCUUAUUAUGCCUGCUGCUGGUGAACCUUUCAUUGUCAAGAUUUGUAACCUCCCACUUAAUGUUUCUGUUGAUGAUGUCAAGAAGUUAUUUGCUGGUGUUGGAAUAAUUGACAAUAGCUUAUCAGUGUUUAUGGAUUACGACACAAAAGGCAUGUUUACUGGAACAGCUUGUGUUGAAGUUGGAACUGCAGAUCACUACAAGACAGCCAUGGGAUUUGAAGGUCAUCACAUGGGCUCUAGAAUUCUGCGUGUCACUAUGGGAACGAAAGACGAAAGAGAAAAAGCUAAGUCAUCUGAAUCAAAUUGUGAUGUCAAGUCACAGCAAUCUCCACAUCAGGGUGACAAGAAAGAUGGUGAAAAGGGACAAGGUGAUGGGGAUUAUCCCUAUGUUUGUAUUCAUAUGGUGGGCUUGCCUACGCAAGCAACAUACAGAGAACUUCGUGAACUUGUCACUGGCUUGGAUGUUGCUCAACGUGGUGUGCAGAUUUGUCACGAUGGGUUAGGGAAUGCAACUGGAGAAGGAUUUGUUGAAUUUACAAAUAAAAGUGACUGUAAAGAAUCUUUGAAGCGGGAUCAGCAAAUGAUAGGACCUAAUGUCAUAACAAUUAAACCCAUAUUGAAGUCGGAAAUGAUCACCAGACUUAGGAAUGCAAGAAGUCUCAACACCAACCGACCGCCCGGAGGUCCUGGAGGUCCUGGAGGACCCGGAGGACCUGGGAUGAAUCCCGGCCCUCCAGCGAAUGUCAAACCUAUACCACCAGGCGUGCUGAAGAGGCAGUGGGUGUACCUAAGAUGUUCUAAUCUCCCUCUUCAAGUGACAAUUCGUGAGCUCUUGGGAUUUUUCCACCAAUACAACCCUGUGCCCGAGUCAAUCCGUCUUCACUACACAGGGGAUGGAAACCCAACAGGUAAUGCUGUUGUUGGAUUUCCUACUAAGGAUGAAGCAUCUAAAGCAAUGGCUGACCUGAAUGGAACCAUGUGUCGUCGAAACAACGUUGUCAUCCAGCCAGCCAACUCGUAACAGAAGCACUGGUAGGUACCCCUUCAUAAGGUAUUGAAACCUCUUGAAGAUAUAUAAACAGCAAUUAAGACAUUGACUGUCAUAUGUUUUGACUUAGGGACAUUGUCCUUGACAGCAAGUCCGCGUUGUUGCAGUAAUAGUUGGAGGUAGUUUGAAUCCAGCCAUUCACAGAGACGACAUAGAAAUUGUCAAGAAGUGCUAUUAUGAAGAGAGAAAUUGACCCCUCACCAAGUCAGAUUCGUCCAGAACAGCUCAUCGGAAGAUGCACACCAUCUCUUCAUCAACACUUCGAACACAGAAUCAGACAGCGGGUCAUUUCAUGUCAGUUCCAGUCACCAAGAUGGUGAAUGGAAGUCAAGAAGAAACAGAUCAUUACAUUACUGCUGACAAUAAUUAAUACACGCCAGUUAGAGAUGUUUCAAAUUGAAUUACCUAAUGUUCACUGUAUUAUUUCAAAACGACAGAACACAUUUCUUCAAAUUAAGUGUGGUUAUGCAACGUUAAAGGAACGCUGUGUUGGUGUUACUUAACCUCAAUCAAGUGUGACGAUGCUGAAUUGAAAACUGUUUUAGACGUUGUUAACCAAAUGUUCAUUGACUUGUUAAAUAUUCCUUUGUUUUAAGUCUGAUGUUUUAUAUAACGAUUGGUGAUAUUUGAUUUUAUAACCGAUUUGUAAAUUUGUAAGCAACCUUUGAGGUUCAAACAACACAAACGAGGCUAUGAUUUGUACUGUGUACAAUGGUAAAGAGCGAUGACGGAAGCUUCUCCAAAUACACAAUGGCAACCAUUGGACUUCGUGCAGUUACAUUACGCACCAAACGUCUUGAGGAAAUAAGCUCACGAGACUAACGGAAAGGUACAUUCAACAUGAAUUAUAAAUCUCAAAUUUAUGAAACCCAGAGGAUCACAUAACUAUGGUCAGCUCUUUCCAUUUGGCUGCCUUUCUUUUCGUCCGUCGUCCGUCGUUUGAUGUCUUCGCAACGACGUUUCUCGCGUGAAAGUUGCCGUGGACUGAGAAUAUAUAAAAGACGUCAAGUACUAUGCACUACAAAUUUCAAACUUUCCAUCAGUAUAUGAGUAAAGAUGUAAAAUUCAUGUUUUACAUUUGCAAAGCUAUUUGAAAAUGUUAAUGGCACAGUUACUGAUUCAUGUGUUGCCUGGGGCGGUCGGGUAGCCUAGUGGUUAAAGCGUUCGCUCGUCACGUCGAAGACCCGGGUUCGAUUCGCGACAUGGGUACAAUGUGUGAAGCCCCUUUCUGGUGUCCCCCGCCGUGAUAUUGCUGGAAUAUUGCUAAAAGCGGCGUAAAACCGUACUCACCCACUCACUCAUGUGUUGCUUUAAAAAGUUGCAAGUGCUACCGAGAAGGCAACACAUACAUGCUUACACCAAAGUGACCGACACUGGCAAAUGGGAGUGAGUGUCGCAACCAGAGAAGUUGAAAGCGAGAGUAGAAACAUCUUUAUGAAGUGCCCUUUCCGUCUUGUGAUGUCUGACCUUCGAACCAGGUUUCUGAGAAUACAUGUAAAUGAUCUGAUGAUUCUAGUAGAGGAACAAACAAUCUGUCAAUAUAUCCUCGUUUUUUAAAGAUACAUCAAGAUGAUUUUAAACGCGUGAUAAAAUUUAUUGCAGUUUUAUAGUAUAUUCCAUAUUCGCAAUCCCUGAACCCAUUGUUUUCGAUCAUGGAGUGAAAUAGAAACGUUGUCUGGCCAAUGUUAUUGAAAAGCAAAACUGUCUCGCAUCAUUGAAUUUUUCAUUAUUUCAUUUUACGUCUUCAUUUGCGACUCUGAUCCUUAUGUUUCUUUUGGUCCAGAAUAAGCUAGUAUAUUCAUACAAUUUUGGUAUAAAGAUUCUGCAGCCAGAACCUUCACAGGUCUCAUGAUGUUACUGCAAUUGCAUAAGAAGUAAACAACUAUUACAAUUCUGGUUCUCGACAUACUACUCAAAAGAAUAUAAGGACCACCCGAUUCUUCUGUCGCUAUAGUUAAUCGGUAAUUCCAUGACAGAUUACUAUAGUAAUGUGAAGGAAUCAGAUGGCCCUUAACUUCUUUCGUGUAGUAUAUUUUGUCAACCUGCCACAAACCAGCAACCCUACAUAAAAUGUGUUUCUAUUUUAUGAAUAUGUCCAAGAAGGAAAUCGACGUUGAUCAAGUAAUGCAUAUACAUGUAUGUCCUAAAUACUGACACACUCAGCUUGGCCGUUUCUGCAAUGGAGGUCAACAGAUUUCAGGCAUCGUUCUUGAGCAGGUAAUAUUGUCGUCUGCUGCUCUCCACGUGCUGAUAUCCCAGCAAUGUUGUCAUCAUCUGCUUUGUAAAUACAUUUCAUAAUGACAGUAUGUUGAGUUACAUGGGAUGUUUUGUAGUGUUGGCACAGUGCACCCUAUUAUCAUUUCAUCAUGUACAGGAUUUAGUUUCAUAAAAAUUGUGUUCGUGAAGCUUCAGAAAAGACAUUGAUUCUUGCAGCUUGUUCUGAUUAAAAUUUUGCGGAAAUCAUUA
Haliotis rufescens (red abalone) is the source of this 6493-nucleotide messenger RNA. RefSeq lists its product as uncharacterized. The record is from RefSeq and is a predicted model, not a curated record. Bases 173 to 4000 code for a protein of 1275 amino acids. Lineage: Eukaryota; Metazoa; Mollusca; Gastropoda; Lepetellida; Haliotidae. The transcript is spliced from 4 exons. Gene Ontology annotation, molecular function: RNA binding. Gene Ontology annotation, cellular component: ribonucleoprotein complex; nucleoplasm. Gene Ontology annotation, biological process: regulation of RNA splicing.